Messenger RNA from Ictalurus furcatus (blue catfish), 792 nucleotides. RefSeq names its product NSL1 component of MIS12 kinetochore complex (gene nsl1). The record is from RefSeq and is a predicted model, not a curated record. The transcript has 6 exons. Gene Ontology annotation, biological process: mitotic sister chromatid segregation. Gene Ontology annotation, cellular component: MIS12/MIND type complex; kinetochore. NCBI's taxonomy places the organism in Eukaryota, Metazoa, Chordata, Actinopteri, Siluriformes, Ictaluridae. Bases 18 to 770 code for a protein of 250 amino acids.
AAAAGUUGGCGCUAAAGAUGGCGGACGCUGUCGGGGACCCCACAUCAAUAGCGGAGAAACAUCAGGAUGUCAGAGUAAAUGUUAAGUCUAAGAGAAUCUUCGCUUAUCAGCUUGCAAAGUAUAAAAGUUUGCUUAUUAAGCUGCUGGAGCGUCAACCGGAACUGAACGAAAGCGACGUGGAAAAGAUAUUAGAAGAAAUUCUGAUGAAUUUCGAGAAUGCAGUGCAAGAAAACAUCACCGUCGGUGGUUUAUCCUGGGAUGAAGCCGCAGAGGAGAACGGUGAAGAUUACGAGUGCAGCACGGUGGACGACCUUCUGGAUGAGAAGAUUGUCCAGACUAGCUGGAAACGCAGCGUUUACCCAAAGAAAAUUCUGCCAUAUUUUGUCCGGUCCCUGAAAGCCGAGCGCAAACUCAUGGGUUUGUUUGACAAUACGGUGAAAGCACAAGAAGUGAAGCGGGAUCCUGUUCAGGACACCAUCAUGAGCAGUGUUUCUGCUGCUGCACCCGGGAUGUUCAGACAAGCGUCUACAGUCAUGAAGACUUUGAAGGAGGUGAAGCAGAUGGCAGAAGGUCUUCACCAGGUGCUGAACACGCAGCCUUCAGCCGAGACCCUGGAGGCCUACAGAGAUGUGUUCAGUAACUCCGAGGGAAAACGUGCUGAAGUCCGGUGCAGCAGCGAGUCUAACAGACAGUCCAUUAAAGGAGCUGCGUCUGAGAGAGAAUACAGCACACGAUAUGUUCCUGUGGUUCCAUCCACUCCAGAUCAAUAAGUAGUGAGGGAGGGAGGGAGGG